GGUGAACUUUCCUCAAACAAAAUUGGUACAAUAGCGUACUGCAUAUCGUCUUGGAAUGUCACGGCGGGUCUCUGUAAGUAGAUUUUCUGGAACCUUGAGGUCUCUGAGAAUGAGCACAACUGCAGCCUCGAGUCGCAGCUUAGAAGGAAAAGUCGCUGUUGUAACGGCAUCAACAGAGGGGAUUGGGUUUGCCAUUGCUAAACAACUUGCUCAUGAUGGUGCAAAGGUUAUGAUCAGUAGUCGCAAACAAGACAAAGUUAUUGAUGCUGUCUCUAAAUUGGAGAAAGAACAAGGUUGUACAGUGAAGGGAGUUGUGUGCCAUGUUGGGAAAACUGAACAUCGUAGGAAUCUUAUCAAAGAGACAUUGGAUACUUUUGGAGGCAUUGACAUCUUGGUUUCAAAUGCUGCUGCUAACCCCACAUUUGGACCAAUCCUGGAGACACCAGAGGAAUCAUGGGAAAAGAUUUUUGAUAUCAAUGUGAAGUCAGCUUUUCUUCUGGCAAAAGAUGUUGUUCCAUUGAUGAAAAAGAGAGGAGGUGGAUCUAUAGUGUUUGUUUCAUCCAUUGCUGGACUCCAGCCAUCCCUGCAGGGUCUUGGUGCUUAUAGUGUUAGCAAGACAGCUCUGCUUGGUUUGACCAAGGUUCUAGCCAAUGAAUGUGCUCACAUGGGAGUGAGGGUGAAUUGUGUUGCACCUGGGAUCAUCAAGACAAAGUUUAGUGGAGCACUUUGGCAAAGUGAGUCCUUAACUGAAGCCGCACUUGCUCAAAUUCCCUUGAGGAGGCUUGGUGAGUCAGAGGAUAUAGGAGGUGCAGUAUCUUUUCUAUCCUCUGAUCAAGCAUCGUAUAUCACUGGAGAAACUUUAGUUAUUGCUGGUGGAAUGCAUUCAAGACUGUGAUUUUAAUUUAGAUUAAAAAAGGACUAAAUUAAUAAUUACUGUUAGUGAUCUCAUUGAAGAGACCUUUGGUAGAAUAUUUUACCUCACAAGAGAAAGCUUUGAAGGUGAUUUUGUGAAAACUUUGGAUGUGAUGUAUGAAGGAAGCACAGUUAAAUAAAUGUAAAAAAGGGGAAAACUAAUGAAAUGAACUUGAGUCACAGCAGACAAGAUUUAUGUCUUUGACACUGGCUUGUGAUGGCGUUUAUUAUUCAUUUGGUCACUUCUGGUGGUGAAAGGGUUACACUAAGAAUCCUACAGUUUUCAUACUGGUGUCACUUUCAGUUCCAACAAAAAGAGCCAUAUAGUAAUGAGAUGUACUUUGACCAAAGUUUUGUAUUUUUUCCGAACUUUGGUAAUAAGCCUGAAACUAUAGAAGCAUAGUUCACCCCACCAUUGUCCUCUUUCGUCCACGCAACCUCACUUCAUCCAGUUUCUUUAUUAUCUCUCCAGCCUUGUUUGCUUUCCCCUUGUAACUUUCCAAAACAAUCUUGAACAGCUGCUCAGUGUUUGGAUGAGUGCUGAGGAAAGCCCUCUCCAAAACGUAAAGAUCAACGCCUUUGUCUUCUGUCAGUGAUGAUAUAAAGCUCAGUCCGAAGUCAAUCAGAAUGAUAUUUUCAAACCCUGACUUUAUCAAGACGUUUGAAGUGGUCAAAUCUCCAUGAAUACAGUCCACGUUGUGCAUUACCGCCAAUGUAGAACCAAUUUUUUCCGCAAGACUUUGUAAACUUUGCUCAGAUGCAUCAGAAGGGCCAUCCAGAAGCUCGUUGAUGUGAUCUCUGGCUGUCACGCAAUUUUCGAUUUCUUCCAUGUAGAUACAAUGAGUAGUGUAAUCAACAUAAUAAACGGCUGGAGUGCAGAUUCCUGCUUUCCUGCAACGAAGCAUUGAUCGUACUUCUUGCGUAGUCCUUCGAUGGGUGAGCUUUUCGUCUAGAGAGGGGUGCCUGUAACAUUUUGAAAACCUUUCCUUCACUAUAGUCUUCUUGGUGUAAAACUUCGUUCUGUAGACACGUGCCUCUGCGCCUUGCUUCAACAAGCCCCAACCUUCCAUUGGAGACGCCAUUUUGGACAUGGUUCACGAGCCUUCGUGCGGUCAGCGUGAGCCUGUGAAGUUCAUGCACAGUUAACUGUAUUCGCCGCCAUCUUCGCAACAUAGAACCACGGUAUUUUCGUUCACUCCAAGAUGGGUGUACUGCUAAGGAUGAGGAAUCACUUUCAACAAAACAGCCAUAUAAUUUACCGAGUGGUUUACGAUUUGCGAUUCCUGAUUGCCGGUUUUCUGGUCACUGGCUACGGAGUUGGAAAGAUUGUUUCUGCUUCACAAAAAAAGGAAACUGGUAAAAAAGGAGGUGGUCACCACUGAAGUUUGACAACAAAAUACAAGGCUUCUUCAGCCUUUGUUUCUAAAUAAAGGAGCUGGAUGUAAGAUUGGGAGACUCCUGAGGAUGUUUUCUUGGAGACUAAUUUUGCUUUGUAUUUUGGACUGAAUUGACUUUGUGGUUGAAAUUAAAAUGUGAUCUUUGUUUAGAA
Molecule: messenger RNA, 2461 nt
Organism: Pocillopora verrucosa
Lineage: Eukaryota; Metazoa; Cnidaria; Anthozoa; Scleractinia; Pocilloporidae
Product: dehydrogenase/reductase SDR family member 4
Molecular function (GO): carbonyl reductase (NADPH) activity
Source: RefSeq, a predicted model, not a curated record